Molecule: messenger RNA, 637 nt
Organism: Phytophthora sojae
Lineage: Eukaryota; Oomycota; Peronosporomycetes; Peronosporales; Peronosporaceae
Exons: 1
Coding region: 40-528 (162 amino acids)
Source: RefSeq, a predicted model, not a curated record
CGUAGAUCACAAGUCAAAGCAGCUAAACACACAGAAGUCAUGCCUCUCAAGUGGUUCCGAAACCACCGCAGCAGUAGCGCCAGCUCGGAAGACGAGGCCACCCGGUCAUCAACGGAGACCGCGGCCACCAAGCAGAAAACCAGGCGGAACAAGUCCGCCGUGACGCAGCGAUCCCGCCGGUCCCACUCGCACGGCUCCGGCCUGCGCGCCAUGUUCGGGUUGGGCGGGUCGGCGCAGCGUGAGCUCGACGCUGCUGCCGCUGUAGCGGAGGAGCAGCGCCGCAUUUCGUACCAGACCAAGAACCGACGCCGAUUCACGAUCCACGGGAUCUCCCACCCCAGCAACAUGGAAGCAGCAGGCUGGAGCUGCCACACCACGCCCGCGGGCUCCCCGCAGCCCAUGUCCCCCAGCUACGAGCACUUGAGGCACUUUGGCCUUGCGUCAGGCCGAGGCCAGCAGAUGAUCCCGCGUGCAUCUUCGUCUGAAGCUGCGCACCCGUCGAUCAUUUUCAUCGACUGCCCGCCGUAAAGGGCCUGAGCACUACACCCUCUGGACGUUCUCAAUGAGUUGGAUGGAUAUGGUGCGCGUGGCGUGCAAUGCAGUCGAGUUGUGUAAGUAAGGUGUGUAUUGUAUGAAU